Molecule: messenger RNA, 1618 nt
Organism: Cornus florida
Lineage: Eukaryota; Viridiplantae; Streptophyta; Magnoliopsida; Cornales; Cornaceae
Product: pyruvate dehydrogenase E1 component subunit beta-1, mitochondrial
Exons: 15
Coding region: 172-1302 (376 amino acids)
Biological process (GO): pyruvate decarboxylation to acetyl-CoA
Molecular function (GO): pyruvate dehydrogenase (acetyl-transferring) activity
Source: RefSeq, a predicted model, not a curated record
AGUUGUCCAUUUUUGAACCAAAUAUGAAGUGGAAUUAAAGAUCUGCAAAAGUGUGUGUGGGGGAGAGAGAGGUAAUAUAUAGAUUUCAAGUAUUGUCGACUCCAUCCACAGUUGCUGACAUCUCGCCGCCGUUCUACGCCGACCGUGCAAUCUUGAGUCAAAGAAGAAAACAUGUUGGGGAUUGUAAGGCAAAAAGUUGGUGCGAGAGGCUUUCCUGUUCAGAUUUUAGAACAGUCAUUGCAGAGAAUAAGGGCUCCAAUAUCGAUAUUGAGGACUUACUCAUCUGCCGCCAAGGAGAUGACAGUGAGAGAUGCUUUAAACUCUGCCCUUGAUGAGGAAAUGUCUGCUGAUCCUAAGGUCUUUCUAAUGGGUGAAGAGGUUGGGGAGUACCAAGGUGCAUAUAAGAUUACGAAAGGGCUUUUGGAGAAGUAUGGUCCAGAGAGGGUUCUUGAUACCCCAAUCACAGAGGCUGGCUUUACUGGGAUUGGAGUUGGUGCUGCUUAUUAUGGUCUUAAACCUGUUGUGGAGUUUAUGACGUUUAAUUUCUCUAUGCAGGCAAUUGAUCACAUCAUUAACUCUGCAGCAAAAUCAAAUUACAUGUCUGCUGGCCAGAUAAAUGUGCCUAUUGUGUUUAGAGGACCAAAUGGUGCUGCCGCUGGUGUUGGUGCCCAACACUCCCAGUGUUAUGCGGCAUGGUAUGGCUCCUGCCCUGGGUUGAAAGUGCUGGCCCCAUACUCAUCAGAAGAUGCUCGUGGACUACUAAAAGCUGCCAUCAGAGACCCCGAUCCUGUUGUUUUCCUUGAAAAUGAGUUGCUAUAUGGUGAUUCCUUCCCUGUUUCAGCAGAAGCUCUUGAUUCUAGCUUUUGUCUCCCCAUAGGAAAAGCUAAGAUUGAAAGAGAAGGCAAGGAUGUUACUAUUACAGCUUUUUCAAAAAUGGUGGGAUACGCUCUAAAGGCGGCUGAGAUACUUGCAAAGGAAGGGAUCAGCGCAGAGGUUAUAAAUUUGCGUUCAAUUAGGCCUCUGGAUAGACCCACAAUCAAUGCUUCAGUCAGAAAAACUAACAGACUAGUAACAGUUGAAGAAGGGUUCCCUCAACAUGGUGUUGGAGCUGAAAUCUGUGCAUCGGUUGUCGAGGAGAGCUUUGGUUAUCUUGAUGCUGCGGUGGAGAGGAUUGCUGGUGCUGAUGUUCCCAUGCCAUAUGCUGCUAACCUUGAGAGAAUUGCCGUCCCCCAGAUUGAAGAUAUUGUCCGUGCAGCAAAGAGAGCAUGUUACAGAGCUGUACCAAUGGCUGCCACUGCUUAGCCUUGUGUAGGCUCUUCAACCUUCUUUGUGAAUUCAGGAUUUCUAUUUUGAGCAGAUUUUGGUUUUGAAAUUAUUACACAUGUAAAUGGCGAGUCCUGGCUUUCCAGGUUGGUGCUGAUUUGUGUGAAAGGUUGGUUGUUUCUGGAAAUAAGUGUACAUUUACCGUCGCUGUUUUGUGGAAAUUGCAGAGAGAAGCAUUUUGUUGCUAUGUUUUGUCCCCCGCUGACGUGGCAAUAAUUUUUUUUUACAAACUUUGUCUCAGAUAUUUUAACUACUCGAGCCUUUAAUCAAAUAUUGUUGAUGAUAGUUAUUUGUU